Trichobilharzia szidati is the source of this 3471-nucleotide messenger RNA. The record is from the annotation of a GenBank genome assembly. Lineage: Eukaryota; Metazoa; Platyhelminthes; Trematoda; Strigeidida; Schistosomatidae.
CAUUUGCCCCUUCCGACCGAUAGCUGCUACCUCGACGUGGUAGUCGGGCUUGCAUAUCGCAAUGACCCAGCGAGCUACACUGGCUGGAACUUAUGUUCCUGUAGGUCCCACCAUCCCAGAAAGGUUGUCUGCAUAGCGGUUAGACAAAAAGCAGCUACCCGAUCCAAUACUAUGAUUCAAACAAGCUCACAAAAUAUCAUGCCGGAUCGGUCGGGGCCCGGAUUAACAACGACCGCACUUUCUGCUGCUGUCACAGGCCAGAAGUGAUAAAUCUGCUACUGAGACACACCAAACAAGAAAGAACAAACAAAAACAGGCCGCGUGUGACCGGCCUCAAGCAGUUGUCCCCUGGGCUCUGCGGUCACGCAACACUAACCUUCUCUCUCUCCCCUUCUCAGGCGUGAGGCUAGCAACAUCACCCUGUAAACAAACCUGUUACAGAAACUUCAGCACGAUGAAUCUCCUUGCGCCAAAAGGAAAAGUCUGUGUGGAGACAUGGAAUGUCCGCACCAUGUACAAGAUUGGCAAAGCUUCCCAGAUCGCAAACGAAAUGAAAAGAUACGGAAUUCAAGUACUGGGGAUAUGCGAAAGCAGAUGGAACGGGAAUGGAUUCAUCAAAUUGUCAACGGGUGAGUCAGUGAUCUACUUCGGUCACACAGAGGAUAACCACAUGCACACCGAGGGCGUGGCUAUCAUGAUGUCACCAACAGCAACAAAGGCCCUCAUGCAAUGGGAGGCGAUCUCGCCCAGAAUAAUGACCGCCAGAUUCAACUCCAAAGGAAGGAAAAUGUCAGUUAUACAAUGCUAUGCACCGACAAACAACGCAGACCUCGAAAAGAAAGAAGAAUUCUACAGACAACUACAGGCAACAAUGGACAAUAUUCCAGUCAGAGACAUUAAAAUACUAAUGGGAGACAUGAACACCAAACUGGGAUCAGACAACACAGGAAGGGAACUCAUCAUGGGUAGAGAAGCUCUCGGAGAAAUGAAUGAAAACGGAGAACUCUUCGCCGACUUCUGCGCCUUCAAUCAACUAGUGAUUGGUGGCAGCGUAUACAAACACAAGGAUAUCCACAAGGCUACAUGGGUGUCACCAGAUGGGCGAACCAAAAACCAAAUCGACUUCAUCUCAAUGUUGCUCAAGGAAGUGGAGGCGCAGCCUGCUCAACACAAAAGUAAGAAGAGGAACAGAUGUUGGCUCAGACCACGUACAAUGGACAAUCCAAAUCAAAUUAAAAGCUUUCAGAGAAACAGGAGCUGCAGUAGACCACAAGCCAAGUUCAACACUCAAAAACUGAAGGACCAGGACACAAAGGACAUCUUCACUGCAAGCAUAAAGGACAAAGCCGAGACACAAAUCAACACUAGCGAAAAGGUCAGCGUCGAAAAGCACUGGAACAACUUAAAAACAGUGUGGAGUGAAACAUGCAUGGAAGUUCUAGGCAGAAAGAAGGGACAGGACAAACAAUGGCUCACUACGGACACUUGGAGACUGAUAGAAGAGAGAGGGACGGUGAAACAAAAGAUUCUCCAGUGCACCGACGAGCAACAAAAACAGGAUUUGAACGCAAGCUACAAAACACUGAACAAAAGAGUAAAGAAGAGUGCCAGGGAAGACAAAAGAAAGUAUUAUGAAGCCAUGGCAAGUAAAGCAGAACAAGCUGCAGGCAAAGGAGACCUCUCAACACUCUACCAAACAACUAGGUACCUAUGGGGCAAAAGUUUGACACAAAUCAAGCCGGUGAAGGAUGACAAUGGAAAGUCACUCACCAAAGAACUGGAGCAAAGGAAACACUGGGCUGAACACUUCAAAAGACUCCUAAAUCGACCACCACCUACAACGCGCCCAACAAUACCAAAAACAGAGACAGAGCUACCAGUGAACACCAACCCCCCGACGAAAUCAGAAGUCCUGAAGGCAAUCAAGAUGCUAAAAGCUGGAAAAGCAGCAGGACCAGACGGAAUCCUAGCAGAAGCAUUGAAAAUGGACCCAAAGACAACAGCGGAAUGGUGACGCCACUACUGGAAAGGUGUGGAAAGAUAGCAAAGUACCCGAGGAUUGGAAGAAAGGAUACUUAUUCAAACUACCAAAGAAAGGAGACCUAAGUCAAUGCAAGAACUGGCGCGGAAUUAUGCUCCUGUCCAUCCCAAGCAAAAUACUAAGCCGCAUCAUCCUGGAGAGAAUCAAACAUGCCAACCUGGAUGAAAACCUCCGACCGGAACAGGCUGGAUUCAAGAGAAACAAGUCAUGCAUUGAUCAGAUCGCCACAUUACGAAUCAUCAUUGAACAAAGCUUGGAAUGGCAGUCACCUCUUUAUCUCAACUUCAUCGACUUUGAAAAGGCCUUCGACAGCGUCAAUCGAGAGGUGCUUUUGCAACUACUUCGCUACUAUGGGGUGCCACCGACAAUUAUACAUCUCAUCCAACAGCUGUACGACAAUGCUGCAUGCCAAGUAAUCCACAACGGGAAACUUACGGAGUCCUUCGAAGUGAGGACAGGAGUAAGACAAGGCUGCCUACUAUCGCCAAUGAUUCUCCUGAUUGCAGUAGACUGGAUAAUGCGACAUACAGCGGGCAAUGAGGGAACAGGCAUAAAAUGGACUCACACAAGAAACAUGGAGGAUCUGGACUUCGUCGAUGAUAUUUGUCUGAUUUUCCACAAACUGGAAGAUAUGCAAGUGAAAAGCAACAAGUUGCCAGAAGAAGCAUCAAAGAUAGGACUUCAGGUGAACAUAAAGGAAGAGGUAAUCAAGAUUCCUGGACAAGAACAACAACAACUGACAACAAUCAGCAUAAAUGGGAGGAACCUGAAAGAAACAACCUCCUUUACCUACCUUGGAAGCAUCGUUUCGACUACAGACGGACGGAACUGACGAGGAUAUCAAAGCAAGGAUCGGAAAAGCAAGACAAGCUUUCACUACUCUCAAGUCUGUGUGGAGGUCAACAACACUCAGCAUCAAAACUAAGAUCCGGAUUUUCAACUCCAAUGUGAAGUCAGUGCUACUAUACGGAUCAGAGACUUGCACUGCGCGUCAUGAAGAGCAUCUCAAACAAACUACAGACCUUCAUUAACAGUUGUCUUCGCUCAAUACCACUCGAGAUCAGUUGGCUAGAAAAUAUCAGCAACGGGGACCUUUGGGAGCGAACCAACCAGGAACCAAUUGUGAAACAAAUAGGCAGGAAGAAAUGGAGGUGGAUUGGCCAUACUCUGAGGAAACCAUCAAGCGACAUUACUAGACAAGACCUCGAGUGGAACCCGAAAGGGAAGCGGCGAGUUGGUCGUCAGUGCAAGGGUGACUUGGAGGAGUUUAUGUGAAGAGGAGAUGAAAACGUGUGGGCAGACUUGGAGCCAGGUGAAGACUCUAGCAGAGAACCGAACGCAAUGGAGACGCACGGCUGAAGCCCUAUGUUCCUCUAGGAAUUAAAGGACACAAUAAUGAUAAUAAUUGGCCCCACCACUUAUACUGUACC